CUCCAGGACCCAGCACUGUCCUCUGUCCACUGCCCUAGGCCGUUCCCCACCCCACCCCCUCUGUGAACCCCUAACUCAGGAUUCAGGACCCAGGGGCCCCUCCCUACCCCAGCGAACCUCUUCCGGACCAGGGGAGACAACCCAGAUCUCACUACCUCCAUGCGUGCUGCAGACAGGAUGGGGGCCAGAGCUGUGCCGUGCCCUCGGCUGGCACUGCUGCUGCUGGUGCUAGGGACAGCCCCGUCAGGGGUGCAGGGGGAGGAAGGGCUGGACUUCCCGGCGUACGAUGGCGUGGACCGUGUGGUCAAUGUCAACGCAAAGAACUACAAGAGCGUAUUCAAGAAGUAUGAGGUGCUGGCCCUGCUCUACCACGACCCCCCGGAGGAUGACAAGGCCUCACAAAGGCAAUUUGAAAUGGAGGAGCUGAUCCUGGAGUUAGCAGCCCAAGUCCUAGAAGACAAGGGUGUUGGCUUCGGGAUGGUGGACUCUGAAAAGGAUGCAGCUGUAGCCAAGAAACUAGGACUAACUGAAGAGGACAGCAUCUAUGUGUUCAAGGGAGAUGAAGUCAUUGAGUAUGAUGGCGAGCUUUCUGCUGACACCCUGGUGGAGUUUCUGCUUGAUGUCCUAGAGGACCCUGUGGAAUUGAUUGAGGGUGAACGCGAGCUGCAGGCUUUUGAGAACAUCGAGGACGAGAUCAAACUCAUUGGCUACUUCAAGAGCAAAGACUCAGAGCAUUACAAGGCUUUCGAGGACGCUGCGGAGGAGUUCCAUCCGUACAUCCCCUUCUUCGCCACCUUCGACAGCAAGGUGGCAAAGAAGCUGACCCUGAAGCUCAAUGAGAUUGAUUUCUAUGAAGCCUUCAUGGAGGAGCCUGUGACCAUCCCAAACAAGCCCAACAGCGAAGAGGAGAUUGUCAACUUCGUGGAGGAGCAUAAGAGAUCAACCCUGAGGAAACUGAAGCCUGAGAGUAUGUAUGAGACCUGGGAGGAUGAUCUGGAUGGAAUCCACAUCGUGGCCUUUGCGGAGGAAUCUGAUCCAGACGGCUAUGAGUUCUUAGAGACCCUCAAGGCUGUGGCCCAAGAUAACACUGAAAACCCUGAUCUCAGCAUCAUCUGGAUCGACCCUGACGACUUUCCCCUGCUGGUCCCAUACUGGGAGAAGACUUUUGAUAUCGACCUGUCAGCCCCACAAAUCGGAGUCGUCAACGUUACUGAUGCUGACAGCAUAUGGAUGGAGAUGGACGAUGAGGAGGACCUGCCUUCUGCUGAGGAGCUGGAGGACUGGCUGGAGGAUGUGCUGGAGGGUGAAAUCAACACAGAGGAUGAUGACGACGAUGAUGACGAUGACGACGACGACGACGACGAUGAUGAUGACUAAUUGCUAUGACAACUGUCUUCUUGCCCCACCUGCUCUCCUCGGGAUCCCUCCUGCCGCCCCUGAGCUCCUCCAGGAAUACUAGGUCAUUUUCUGCCACAGAACCCCAUGGGGUCUGUGUGCUGAGUGCUGAGACCCUGGUUCCCCUCAUCUGAUGAGGAAAGGAGCUACUUUUCUCUAUACAAGCACCCAGCCAUCUCCUCUGACUUCUGUUUCCUGUCCCACAAUGUCCCUGUAUCUAUUAUGUUUCUUCCAUUACUCCCUAAACUCUUCCUUGUGAUUUUCCUCUUGCCAUAUCUCUGGGCCCCACCUCUCCUCUGUUCCCUCUGCCUGUGCACUCUCUUUCCCCACUCUCUCGAACCCUGUGUCUGGGCUGUCUCCUCUCUGGCCAGGAGGAAGGGAGGGACUGUGUAUGGGGCUGUAUCUCAGCAAUCUUUUGUUAAUGUAUUUGGGUCAAACAAGAGGCCUCAAUAAAGGA
Messenger RNA from Molossus molossus (Pallas's mastiff bat), 1852 nucleotides. It is a transcript of the gene CASQ1, whose product is annotated as calsequestrin 1. The transcript has 11 exons. The record is from RefSeq and is a predicted model, not a curated record. Gene Ontology annotation, biological process: regulation of skeletal muscle contraction by regulation of release of sequestered calcium ion. Gene Ontology annotation, molecular function: calcium ion binding. Gene Ontology annotation, cellular component: sarcoplasmic reticulum lumen. Bases 160 to 1377 code for a protein of 405 amino acids. Lineage: Eukaryota; Metazoa; Chordata; Mammalia; Chiroptera; Molossidae.